Sycon ciliatum is the source of this 2043-nucleotide messenger RNA. RefSeq names its product USP6 N-terminal-like protein. The transcript has 12 exons. The coding region runs from base 111 to 1298 and encodes 395 amino acids. The record is from RefSeq and is a predicted model, not a curated record. NCBI's taxonomy places the organism in Eukaryota, Metazoa, Porifera, Calcarea, Leucosolenida, Sycettidae.
UGUGGUGGUAGAGUCCGAGUUGAUCUCGUUUGUGAGAAAGUAACUUAGUUUGGUUUGUGCGGUCAAAGAGUAUGUGACAAUAGUGUUGAAAGAGAAUGUGAUGAGUCGACAUGCCCUCGGACGAGGAAGCUGACGCCUCUCGACUGGCGAUUUUCGAGAAAUACGAGACGGGCCGAGAGGGUGGUGUGGAGGUGGAAGACUGGGAAGACCCUAAUCUUCAGCUGUAUGCCGUCACCGAUCGCUAUGGCUUCAUGCACAAAGAGCGACUUCCGCCAACGACCCCCAGUGAAAAGGAUCUGGAGGUCAUGCGGCAGCGCGCUCUCAAGUGGACCAGGAUGAUCGGGCGGUGGGAGACGCAUAGCGACACACCGAUGUUUCGGCGUCGCAUCUUCAAGGGUGUGCCGGAUGGCGUCAGGACAGUGGUGUGGUCCAAGCUCCUUGACCUAGACGAGAUCAGGGUCGAAGGCCAGUAUGCUGCGGCGUACUAUGCGGCGCGGGAGAAAGGAAACUACAGAGACAUUGAGCAAAUCGACAAGGACAUUGCCCGUCGGUUUCGGGAGCACGUCAUGUUUCGAGAGCGCUAUGGUCUUGGACAACAGACACUAUUCCGGAUACUAGCAGCGUACACUAUGUACAACCAGGAGCUGGGAUACUGCCAGGGUAUGGACUCCAUAGCUGGUCUGCUCAUGAUGUACAUGAGCGAAGAGGAUGCCUACUGGGGAAUGUGUCGACUAAUGAGCAGUGAAAAGUUUGCCAUGCAUGGUUUGUAUGUGAACGAGCUGCCCAAGGUGCGCGAGAUGUGCGCACACCACGGCACGAUCCGGCAAAAGAUCAUGCCCAAAGUCAACCAGCAUCUGGAGUCAAUGGGAUUUGACCCAAUGCUGUAUGGCACCAAAUGGUUCAUGGAAGGCUUCCAAGAGCGGUUACCGUUCUCGCUUGUAUUACGCAUUUGGGACGUGUAUCUUUACGUUGGUGAUGACGUGAUGCACUCUAUGGCUGCGCUGCUGUUGAAGAUGUUUAAAAAGCAGCUACUGAAGCAGUCGUUCGAAGAGCUGCAUGAGUUCAUGAAGGAGCUGCCUGGUCGGAAGUUUGACAAUGAUGAAGUCUUGGAUAGCUUGCAUGAAAUGCUACAAGACCUGAGCAAGCAGAAGCUGAGUAGGAUCCCGAAGUCGGCGUCGGCCAUGUUCAUUCCAUCGCGUGCUCCUCCAGAGUACCCUGAGCCGCCGCCGGAGUUCCGAAGUGUGUCGCUGAGACGCUCGCACCGCACGUCCACGCCGAACCUCAUCAGUUCGAUAUGACGCUGAGUGUUAUCGGUGGUAGUGGGUGUGGUGGUGAUGCCCAUGGUACCAAUGCUGUCGUUGUUGUAUGCGCGCCACCUUCUUCCAGUAUCUCUCUCUCUCUCUCUCUCUCUCUCUCUCUCUCUCUCUCGUAUCUCUCGUAUCUCUUCUUUCCUGUCCUUCUGUCAUGAGCGUUGUUACCUAUUGUCACUAAUGUUGUUGAUGUUGUUCUUGUUCUUGUCGUUGUCUUCACGUCAUUGUUCUUGUCAUUGUUGUCGUUCUUCAUGUCAUUGUCAUCCUCUUUUUGUGACUGUUCCCUAUGCUCGCUAUCCAUGCUGUCUGUCUUCUACUCUCUCUCUCUGUCUCUUCCAACCUGCACAUCUGCAUGUCAUGCUAUCCAACUGUUGUAUUCGAACUCCCGGUCAUAGCCUGUAAGCCAACAAGGCUCCGGGCAUAUUGUGCGUAAAUUCAUAUGUUGAUACACAUGCUUUCUCUGUCAUUUCAUUAAAUUUUUUAUUAUUUUUUAUUGUUGGCUCAAUUCAAUUUCACUCAUGAAACUUGCCUGGUAUUCUGAUUAAUAAGUUUAAUCUUGUUUUUUUUGCAUUAUGUCACAGCCUUUCUUGACCCUAAGUUUAGUUGAUUUCCCCUCCUGGCACCCGAAUAUCACGGUACUAUCAUCUUGCAUGCACACGUUUGUGCGUGUGUGUGCGCGCGUAUGUGUGUGUGUGUGUGCGUGUGCGCGUGUGCAAUAAAUUAUUAUAAUGUA